AUGGCUAUAGCUUUGAGAUAUGUUGAUCGAGUUGGGAAUGUAAAGGAAAGAUUUAUUGAAGUUGUUUACGUGUUGGAUACAUCUUCUUUGACUCUUAAAGUCGCCAUUGAUACCGUAUUUUCCAACAAUAACUUGAGUAUGGCUCAUGUGAGGGGACAAGGUUAUGAUGGAGCAAGUAAUAUGAGUGGUGUACUCAAUGUUUUGAAAUAUUUGAUUUUAAAUGAAAACAAUUUUGCACAUUACAUAUAUUGUUUUGCACACCAACUUCAAUUAGUGGUUGUGGUGGUUGCAAAUAAACAUGACGAUGUUGAUGAAUUCUUUGAACAACUAGCUUUGGUGGUUACUGUCGUUUGUGGGUGUUCUGAAAUUGGUAUUGGUGAAACAGAACCAAGAAGAGGGUUGAAUCAAGAGAUUUCUCUUGUUCGAGUUGGAGAUACUAGAUGGGGUUCACAUUUUAGAACAAUUGUAAGUUUGGUAAAUUUGUUUGCAGAAGUUGUUGCGGUACUUAAAUAUGUCAAAGAUGAGGGGUCUACUUUAUCUAACCGUAAUCAAGCAAAGGGUAUUUUGUCAUAUUUCAAGACACUUGAUUUUGUGUUUCUUUUACACUUGAUGUUGGAAAUUCUAUGCCUCACGGAUACCUUGUCAAAGCAUCUUCAAAAAAUAGAUCAAAAUAUUUUAAAAGCGGCUUUGUUAGUAAAAGGGACAAAGAAAGCAUUGCUAGUUUUUAGAAAAAGUUGGGUUUCCACAAAUUUGGAAGAAAAAAAGGCGCAACUUAAUGGACAGCUUGAUAUCUAUUAUCACUCUUUGCUCCAUGAUGAGACAUUUUUCAACUUGAAGGGAAUUGCAGACCUCUCUCAUUUGUUGGUGGAAACCGAGAAGCACCUCUCUUUUCCUUUGGUUUGUAGAUUAUUAAAACUAGCUUUGUUUUUGUCCCUCACAACCGCAACCGUUGAACGGUGUGUUUUCUGCAAUGAAGUUCUUGAAGACCAAUUUGCGUAA
Lactuca sativa (garden lettuce) is the source of this 999-nucleotide messenger RNA. RefSeq lists its product as uncharacterized. NCBI's taxonomy places the organism in Eukaryota, Viridiplantae, Streptophyta, Magnoliopsida, Asterales, Asteraceae. The record is from RefSeq and is a predicted model, not a curated record.